Molecule: messenger RNA, 9812 nt
Organism: Coregonus sp. 'balchen'
Lineage: Eukaryota; Metazoa; Chordata; Actinopteri; Salmoniformes; Salmonidae
Source: the annotation of a GenBank genome assembly
UGCUGGGCUCAGAUAGAGCUCUGCUCUGCAUUCCUGUGUGGUACGGUGCAGUGUGUUAGGCAGGCUAGUGCAGCUGGCAGAGAGACUCAGUGUUGCCGUGCUGCAGAGAGAGGGAGGGAAGGAGAGGCUCUAGUUAAGGUGAGGAUGAGGACGAAGACUGUGUCCUCCACGGUGCUCGGCAGCGCAGGCAUCCGAUACUUCUACUCGGUCUGUUUCGUCAGGCUGUUCGGUCCCACGGGCCUGUGAGUAUCAGUGUGUGUGUGUGUGUGUGUUAAGAUGGUAGUUGUGCCAUGCAUUCUCUUUGCUCUGGCUUUGUAGUAGAGCUCUCCAAAAGAAACACUGCAGCAGAAACAUCUGCAGUGAGAUGGGAUCAGAGAAAGGGGAGGAGGCAAGAGAGGAAGUGUGAGGUUGUUUUGGUUGCAGUCAGAGCGAGGGUGUGCGUGUGUGUGUGCGUUCAGAAUUAGGUGAAUCCUGUGUGUGUGUCAGUGGUACUUAAACAGACCCUGUGUGUUUGUCUGUUCUCAGUCAAGAUGAGGGCGAUCAAGAUGGUUUCCCCGAGAUCCAGGCAUCUCCGCCCCCCUCGCCCUUCCUCUCCGCCAUCCUGGCCGCUUUCCAGCCCGUUGCCUAUGACGACGAGGAGGACGCCUGGCGUUGCCAUGUCAACCAGAUGUUGUCGGACACGGAUGGGUCCUCUGCUGUGUACACCUUCCAUGUGUUCUCCCGACUGUUUAAGGUGAGAGAGAAAGAGGAGUGGGAUAUGUUUAGUUUUGUGUGUAUGUUUAUGUUUUGUACAUAUUCAUGCGUGUGUGUUCGCUCUGUUGACUGUGUUAUUGUCUUGGUGUCUGCAGAGCAUGCAGAGGAAGUUUGGCUUCAUCACCCACUCGUCAGUGCGUUUCCUAGGAGAGAGGCUGCAGCGAAUGGGGAACCAGUUCCUCAGCUCCCUAGAGGUCAUGACCUCUCACUCCCAGUGCCCCACAGUGCUGCUGGAUGCUGAGACGGUGAGUCUGCCCUGCUAACCCAAAGAUGACAACUUCCUUAAUAAUGUAAAGUUAUGUUACAUAAUUUCUCUGGUUACAAAAGGGAACCAUGACAAAAGCUAAUUGUAGCAUGCUUGUUGGUAAGAUAUUUUUAGCGAUGGCAGCAGUUAUAUAAUUAGCCGUACUUGUAAUGCGUGCAAUUGCAUGUUAUGCAGUGAAUAUGUACUUGGCCUAUACUGCAGGGAGUUGACACAUUCAUUCAUGUGAUCUGUAUUGUGUAGUUGGUUGUCCUGUAAUUGUGUCCUUUUGUUGGUUGGUUAAUGUGUGUUGUGUCUGGUCUGUGUUGUAGUUGGUGUCAUGUGGACUGCUGGAGACUCUGAAGUUUAGUGUGCUGGAGUUGCAGGAACACCUGGACACCUACAACGGCAAGAGAGAGGCGGCUGAGGAGGUGAGCUUUCCCCAAUCAUCACCAUGUACUAUACAGUACACCCUCAUCCCUAUCUACAGUUACAGUACUCUUACCUACCGUUUCCUAAACCCCCAGACCACACAAUCACACAUUCUUAUUCCAUCCAAUUAUGGCUAAUUAUCAUACCACAUAUCUGUACCAGCCCUGCACCAGACCACUGGUGGUACUUCAAUGGCCUCUCAUUCCUAGUGAGGUAUUAUUUUUUAUUUUAUUCGGAUCCCCAUUAGCUGUUGCCAAAGCACCAGCUACUCUUCCUGGGAUCCUCAUGAAACAUGACAUAAUACAGAACAUUAAUAGACAAGAACAGCUCAAGGACAGAACUACAUCAAUUGGAAAGCUGAAGGCUCAAUGAGGCCUCAGAUUACGCCUCAUUUCACCUCCAGAUCAGUGAGGAAGAGGCUGAGAGAACAGAACCGAGACAAUGAGCUGAGUCGUAAGGAGAUAAAUGGGUUUGGGUGUCUCGUCGUCGGGUCAGCCAUUGAAUCACAGGAGGAUAUGAGUGGAUUUAGCAUCCGUUAGCGUCCACAUUGCUAGCGACAUCCUCUGCUGAAGGGCUAAAAAUAUCCUCUGGCGCUCUUAAAUCAGUUAGAGGGUUAGACAGGAGGGAGGAAGAAGAGAUGGAGGGGGGGGGGGGGGUAAAGAGGACAGAUGAGAGCGCGAGAGGGCUCUGGGAUGCAGGGGCGCUAAUUGAAUGAGACUGGUGCGGUCCCUGGAGGAUUGGUCUCCACCCCCCUGAACUGGAACCAACCCUCUUUAAUUCGCUAAGUACAGCACUCUUAUUAAAUCUACCCCCCACCUGACCCCUGCACAAACACACACACUCGUCGAAAGAAAAAACACUGCUAUUAAUUUCAUGACAUAUUCUCUCGCAUCCCAUUCAUACAGUGGCUGGAGAACUGCAGGAAAACGUUUGGCGACAAAGACUGCAACCAAGGACCCAACACUCAGGCCCAGGUAUGACUAACACACACAUCUGAACACAGCAAUGUUACGUGUGUCAAAUUGUGACGACAGUCUGUGUUUGAGUGCCUUUUCUAAUACAAUCAAGCACUCGAUAAGCAUGGUAACAUGCCUGUUGAAACAGUUUUGUUCUCAGAGAAAAUACGUGUCAAAGCUAAUUCAUCUCCCCUCUCAUCCUCAACACAAUGUUUUAACUUCCUACAAGCUCAGUGAUAUAAUCAGACCCUCAAGGGAGACAUUAAACAGUCAAUCUGUCUUAAACAUCCUUUGGCUACUGAACCCUGGUCUCUGGUCUUGAAGGCAGUAUUACUUCAGCUCAUCAUGGUAGAUGUAGCUGAUCUGAGGUCAGCUGAGAACCCCUACCGUGCGGUCUCCUCCUGUCCCCUGAUAUUGUUUAGUACUCUGACUUCGAUACUGGAGGUUAUAGAUUUGUAGCCUCUUUGCUUGCCCCCCCCCCCCCCCCCCCUCCUCUCUCUCCCAGGUCAGAGGACAUGCUUGGCUGUGAAAAAAUGAGCUAUUACAGACUAAAGCUCUGAGGCACAUACUCAUUCACUGCUCUUCUACUUCACCCCCUCUUACCUCUCUUGCUUUGUCUACAUCCUGCUCUCUGUUUUCCAGCUCUGUAUUUCUACUCUGCUUUGACUUGAAUACACUGAUCCUAGACCAGCUGUUGUUAUCUAAGAACCACUGUUGGGACUAAGCCUCCCCUGACCUGGGAACAGGUGUUAUGAUGGAGGGGUUGUUACCUGUCAGGUCACUGUAUCAGGGUUGCGAUGUGAAGGCUCACUAAUUCUUGGUCUUUCUCUCUUCCCGUUUUGUUUGUUGUUUUUGUGACCUGCUCACCCUCUUGCUUAGCAAAUGGAAAAACUAGCAGUAAGUGGUUCUGUUAAGUAUUCUAGACUCCAAUAUAAUCAUGAUGUCCGGACAACACACUGACCAUCUCAUCCCUAUCCACGUGUACCUGCCGCUGUCGACAACCAACCACGGCCUGGGCCCUCCCACUCUGACUCCACCUCUCUCUCAUAUAUCUAAAUAAUUUACCCAAGCAUACUGUUUCUCAUCAUUGGCAUGUAUGGAGAUAUAUACUCUACUUUUGGCUUCACCUUGACUGAAUAAUCUUGUCAACUUCUUAACCCCUCCCUCAUCCCUACUGAUUUCCCUACUGUUAUGGGGAGGGGAGAGGAUGGAGAGAGAGCUGUGAAGCCAUGUUUAGAGUCUACCUCCAUUUUGCAUGCUUAUUGCUCCAUUCCCAUAUCUGUUCAAAUUCCCAUUUUCCUCCAUGUUUCCUGCAUUAGAGAGAAUGUUUGAUAAUUUCAGUCACAUAUUUGCUCGGUUUAUCUCGGUGGUUGGACAGACCUUAUCCAUAGGGGGCGCAACAGACAGGUGGUGAUGGUUGGUGUAUAACCCAGUCCUCCAUGGCUAAUGAUGAUGACAACCUCUGGUUUGUUAGUAGCUAGUUAAUAGGGCUAGAUCCUCACCUAUGGCCCCAGGCCUCGUCGGUUCUCUUUAGGGCAGGGGUCUCCAACAGGUAGAUCACUAGCUACCAGUAGCUUGCAGCCCACCUAUGACUAGCUCGCCAAACAAUUCUGAAAGAACACUAUAUAUAAAGUUUGGUGGAGGAGGAAUAACAGUCUGGGGCUGUUUUUCAUGGUUCGGCCUAGGCCCCUUAGUUCCAGUGAAGGGAAAUCUUAACGCUACAGCAUACAAUGACAUUCUAGACGAUUCUGUGCUUCCAACUUUGUGGCAACAGUUUGGGGAAGGCCCUUUCAUGUUUCAGCAUGACAAUGCCCCCGUGCACAAAGCGAGGUCCAUACAGAAAUGGUUUGUCGAGAUCGGUGUGGAAGAACUUGAAUGGCCUGCAAUGAGCCCUGACCUCAACCCCAUUGAACACCUUUGGGAUGAAUUGGAACGCCGACUGUGAGCCAGGCCUAAUCGCCCAACAUGAGUGCCCGACCUCACUAAUGCUCUUGUGGCUGAAUGGAAGCAAGUCCCCACAGCAAUGUUCCAACAUCUAGUGGAAAGCCUUCCCAGAAGAGUGGAGAUUAUUAUAGCAGCAAAGGGGAGACCAACUCCAUAUUAAUGCCCAUAACCAACGCAACAUUGACAUUAUCCCACCCCUGGUUAGCCACUAUUGGCUUAAAAAGCCAAACCUAACACAAUAUCUGCCAAUUAACUUCCAGCAAUAUUGCCCCUUUGUCUGUGUGGUGCGGGAGUUUGUCUAUCACUCUGCGUGUAGCUAGCUAGUUGAUGAGUUAAGUCUUGUGGGUUGACAGAAAUACAAAAUGUCUUCAUUAAAUGUUAACUGCAAAGUAGGCUUACCUGGCAUAAGUAUAUCAUGAGUAAGUACUGUAUAUCAUUUGUAUCUAUUAUUUGUUAUUUGCAAACAUUGCCAUGCAAUGAGCAGCAGUAGUACAGAACCAUUGCUAGACUGGAACAUUAGAAGGCACACUAGAUGCGCAAUUAAAGGGCCAGAUGCGCAAUUAAAGGGGAAUUACCCCCCCCCCCCAAGAAAAGGUAUUCUGAUGUGAUUGAAGCAUUGACAUUGACAGUUGUCAUUUUGAGAGUGAAAAACUAAACAAAACAGGUAAAAUAAAACUGAGAACAUGAUUUGGGGAAAUAUAAACCAUAAUUUGGGAUAGAAAUUACAGAUUUUAGAUGACCCCCCUUGGAGUUGUUUACUAACCAUUAUUUUACCAGGUAUAUUGACAGAAAACACUGCACUACUUUUUCUUGUACACUAAGGACCCGGGGAAGAGUUGCAGGGGAGAGGAGAAGAGAUGUGCCUAUUUGAAAGCUAGAAAAAAAAAUGUUUACAUUUUUUAAAAGUAGCUCUCAUGCUAGAAAAGGUUGGAGACCCCUGCUGUAGGGACAUCGCUCCGCACCUUGUUAACCCUUUCAUCUCCUUCCCCGUUAGUUUCUAACCCAGGAUGUCCAUCCGUCUGAUCAUGUGGCCAUUAUGACCUGUGUGGCUGUAGUGAGUGUGAGCGGUGUGUUACUGUCUCUGCUCUCUCUCUGUAGGAGCUGGAGCUGUGUCGCAGGCUCUAUAAGCUGCACUUCCAGCUGCUGCUACUCUUCCAGGCCUACUGUAAACUCAUCAGUCAUGUGGACACCAUCAAGAGAGAGGCAGAGGUGAGACUGGGCAGGGGUUCACUCAACAGGGACUGGGUGGUACAGAAGGGCAGCAUGAAAACGGUUUUAGGCUGUGGUAAUAGGGGUCAGUUAUGUUAUUCAUUUACAUGCCAAGCACACUUGGAGUCUUUCACAUCACAUGCACCAUUUUGUGUGUGUGUGGUGCUAGGUCAACACUGUGUGCUAGGUCAACACAGGGAGGGUGUUAUAUUUUAUUUCCCUUUCCCAAAGAGCUCUUUAAUUGGGCUUCAGGUUGUUUCAGGAAAACUUGAGACACUGAGGCCGCCUGGAUUUUCCCCCAUCUUCCCUGACAGGAAACAAGCAGUGACAACGCACACGCUAAAUUAAACUCACUUGCUUCCUGUGUACAAAACAUUAGGAACACCUGCUCUUUCCAUGACAGACUGACCAGGUAAAUCCAAGUGAAGGCUAUGAUCCCUUAUUGAUGUCACCUUGUAAAUCCACUUAAAUCACUGUAGAUUAAGGGGAAGAGACUGGUUAAAGAAUAAAUGUUUAAGCUUUGAGACAAUUGAGACAUGGAUUGUGUAUGUCUGCCAUUCAAGGGGUGAAAAUAUUUAAGUGCCUUUGAAUGGGGUAUGGGGGUAGGUGCCAGGCGCACCGGUUUGAGUGUGUCAAGAACUGCAACGUUGCUGAGUCAACAUGGGCCAGAAUCCCUGUGGAACGAUUUCGACACCUUGUAGAGUCCAUGCGCCGACGAAUUGAGGGCAAAAGGGGCUGCAACUCAAUAUUAGGAAGGUGAUUCCUAAUGUUUUGUACACAGUGUAUACGCACACACACAGGCUUAUGCUUUUUGAAAUUAAAGAUACUGUAAUGGCAAAAGUUGUUCUGUAAAGUCAUGAGCCAUUUUUGUAGAUGACUAUGUACAAAUGUGCCCUCAAGAAAAUAUAUAAACAUUCUACAAGAUGCCUCUAUGCAUAUGCUCUUUCUCUCACUCACACACACACACGCAAUUUUGCCUAACCAGACAGACAUAGUGCCUGACUGUCUCUAUCUCAGUACCUAUCUAGAGGUUCUUCUGCUGUCUAGCCCUGUUGUCUUAUGGCUUUUUACUGGAGUUAAAUCUCAACACUCCUUCCGUAGCCUCCAACUGCUCUUAAACACUAGUAAAACUAAAUGCAUGCUCUUCAACCGAACGCUGCUUGUACCCGCCCACCCGACUAGAAUCACUACUCUCGGCGGGUCUGACCUAGAGUAUGUGGACAACUACAAAUACCUAGGUGUCUGGUUAGACUGUAAACUCUCCUUCCAGACUCACAUUAAGCAUCUCCAAUCAAAAGUUAGAUCUAGAAUCGGCUUCCUAUUUCGCAACAAAGCCUCCUUCACUCAUGCUGCCAAACAUGCCCUCGUAAAACUGACUAUCCUACCGAUCCUUGACUUCGGCGAUGUCAUUUACAAAAUAGCCUCCAACACUCUACUCAGCUAAUUGGAUGUAGUCUAUCACAGUGCCAUCCGUUUUGUCACCAAAGCCCCAUAUACUACCCACCAUUGUGACCUGUACCGAUCAAUGCACCUGUACACAGCCAUUCUGAAAUUAGCCCACCCAACUACCUCAUCCCCAUAUUGUUAUUUAUUUUGCUAAUUUGCACCCCAGUAUCUCUAUUUGCACAUCAUCUUUUGCACAUCUAUCAUUCCAGUAUAAAUACGAAAUUGUAACUAUUUUGCACUAUGGCCUAUUUAUUGCCUUACCUCCAUAACUUACUACAUUCGCACACACUGUAUACAGUGGGGAGAACAAGUAUUUGAUACACUGCCGAUUUUGCAGGUUUUCCUACUUACAAAGCAUGUAGGGGUCUGUAAUUUUUAUCAUAGGUACACUUCAACUGUGAGAGACGGAAUCUAAAACAAAAAUCCAGAAAAUCACAUUAUGAUUUUUAAGUAAUUAAUUUGCAUUUUAUUGCAUGACAUAAGUAUUUGAUACAUCAGAAAAGCAGAACUUAAUAUUUGGUAUAGAAACCUUUGUUUGCAAUUACAGAGAUCAUACGUUUCCUGUAGGUCUUGACCAGGUUUGCACACACUGCAGCAGGGAUUUUGGCCCACUCCUCCAUACAGACCUUCUCCAGAUCCUUCAGGUUUCUGGGCUGUUGCUGGGCAAUACGGACUUUCAGCUCCCUCCAAAGAUUUUCUAUUGGGUUCAGGUCUGGAGACUGGCUAGGCCACUCCAGGACCUUGAGAUGCUUCUUACAGAGCCACUCUUUAGUUGCCCUGGCUGUGUGUUUCGGGUCGUUGUCAUGCUGGAAGACCCAGCCACGACCCAUCUUCAAUGCUCUUACUGAGGGAAGGAGGUUGUUGGCCAAGAUCUCACGAUACAUGGCCCCAUCCAUCCUCCCCUCAAUACGGUGCAGUCGUCCUGUCCCCUUUGCAGAAAGGUAUCCCCAAAGAAUGUUUCCACCUCCAUGCUUCACGGUUGGGAUGGUGUUCUUGGGGUUGUACUCAUCCUUCUUCCUCCAAACACGGCGAGUGGAGUUUAGACCAAAAAGCUCUAUUUUUGUCUCAUCAGACCACAUGACCUUCUCCCAUUCCUCCUCUGGAUCAUCCAGAUGGUCAUUGGCAAACUUCAGACGGGCCUGGACAUGCGCUGGCUUGAGCAGGGGGACCUUGCGUGCGCUGCAGGAUUUUAAUCCAUGACGGCGUAGUGUGUUACUAAUGGUUUUCUUUGAGACUGUGGUCCCAGCUCUCUUCAGGUCAUUGACCAGGUCCUGCCGUGUAGUUCUGGGCUGAUCCCUCACCUUCCUCAUGAUCAUUGAUGCCCCAUGAGGUGAGAUCUUGCAUGGAGCCCCAGACCGAGGGUGAUUGACCGUCAUCUUGAACUUCUUCCAUUUUCUAAUAAUUGCGCCAACAGUUGUUGCCUUCUCACCAAGCUGCUUGCCUAUUGUCCUGUAGCCCAUCCCAGCCUUGUGCAGGUCUACAAUUUUAUCCCUGAUGUCCUUACACAGCUCUCUGGUCUUGGCCAUUGUGGAGAGGUUGGAGUCUGUUUGAUUGAGUGUGUGGACAGGUGUCUUUUAUACAGGUAACGAGUUCAAACAGGUGCAAUUAAUACAGGUAAUGAGUGGAGAACAGGAGGGCUUCUUAAAGAAAAAUUAACAGGUCUGUGAGAGAUGGAAUUCUUACUGGUUGGUAGGUGAUCAAAUACUUAUGGCAUGCAAUAAAAUGCAAAUGAAUUACUUAAAAAUCAUACAAUGUGAUUUUCGGGAUUUUUGUUUUAGAUUCCGUCUCUCACAGUUGAAGUGUACCUAUGAUAAAAAUUACAGACCUCUACAUGCUUUGUAAGUAGGAAAACCUGCAAAAUCGGCAGCGUAUCAAAUACUUGUUCUCCCCACUGUAUAUAUUUUCUGUUUGUAUUUUUGACUUUAUGUUUUGUUUACCCCAUAUGUAACUCUGUGUUGUUUUUAUCGCACUGCUUUGCUUUAUCUUGGCCAGGUCGCAGUUGUAAAUGAGAACUUGUUCUCAACUGGCUUACCUGGUUAAAUAAAGGUGAAAUAAAAAAAUAAUUUAAAAAAUCCCCUGAAUGAGAGUGGAUCAUUUCUCACAUGGAGAGAUGAGGUCAGCUAUUUCAAUGAAUCACAUCAAUACUAAUUGCAUUGCUUCACUGAUUUUCUAGACAAGUCUUGCACGUGCCCAAACACGUGAGAUUAUCUCUGCAGUUAUCUGACCUUUUGGGUGUGGGUGUGUGUGUCUCCAAGGUGACCAACAUGUCAGAGGAGCUGGCCAUUCUUGAGAGCUGUUUGAAGCAGGCGGAGUCAGGGGUUGAUGGACAGGAGGAUGUGGGCGUGUCGGAUGCCUCCCAGACCAGUACGGAGACGGCCAUCCAAUCACUGAUUGAGACCCUGAGGGCCAGAGACUUCAGCUCUGCCCUCACACAGGUCAAAACCUUCAGGUAAAGAAACAACGAUUACGUAUUUUCUAUCCUACAGCUAUUCCUCAAUGUAUAGACUACACAGGCAUGUGUCUAGUCUUCUGUCAUGUAUCUACUCUUAAAUCUCGGCGCUGAUACCCUUUUCCUCCUCCCUCCCCUCUCCUCCACUAGGUCUCUGUGGCCUAACGACAUCUUUGGGAACGAGUCAGACAACGCGGUCCAGACUCUCCUGCACAUCUACUUCCGUCACCAGACGCUGGGCCAGACAGGCUGCCUGGCCGUGGUGGGGCCCAGCAGGGACCUGUCCCAGGCCAGCGGCCGCCUCAUGGAGCUCAACCUGCAGAUCAGAGAGGCUCUGAGCCAGACCCAGGCCUGCCAGACCACAGUGGUCAGCACUGGACUG